AUGAUCCUCAGAAGGCUAGUGCUUGCUGGCAGCCUGCUGCUGGCCACAGCAUUCACCAGUGCCAAAAAAGCAGACAGUCCCAUAAUUAUGGCCACGAGGUUCGAUCAUGAGCCCAUCAACCUCUUCUAUUUCGGUGACUCGGACGUCGUGAUGCUCCAGGACAUCAAGAAUGGCGAUGUGUAUGUCUCCAGGGAUGCCGGCGUGAAAUGGGAUAUGGUGAAUCUGGAUGGAUUAAAAGGACAAGCCUUGUCACUCUGGUCGCACCCAACAGAUAGGACCAAGGCAUACAUACUAGGCAAGGCAGGAAAGCAUUGGGUCACGAAUGAUCAGGCCGUGUCGUGGCAUGAGUUUAGCGCCGAUGUGGAAUUCUUCCAAUCCCUGUUUCCGCUAGUUUUCCACGGCAAGGAUUCCGACCGGGUAUUGCUUCAGGGACACAAAUGUGUUGGACGCGACUGCAAGGAAGUAACAUAUUACACGACGGAUGGGUUUAAAACAGUGGACAUCUUAAUUGAGAAUGCACGGGGAUGUAACUGGGCCGUUUCAACACCCAUCUUUGGAGAUGGGCUCAACCUGUCAAAGGAGGUGAACGAUCGGAUAUUCUGUAUUGUACCAGGAUUGCAAUCUCCUUGGUCGGAUUAUAAUCGGCUCCUCUACUCGGAUCGGUUUUUCAAGCAAGAUUCGGGGACCGAAGCUCCGCUUGAUAGCGGCCGUGCUGUCAGUGGCGUCGUGCGUACCGCAAGCGUGAAGAAAUACCUGCUUGCUGCGGCGAAGUCGGCUAGGACGAGUGAGCUGGCGCUUUAUGUUACAGACGAUGGGUCCCAGUGGCAUCGAGCAGAGUUUGAUGGACAGAGGGUAGAAGAGGAUGCAUACACUGUGCUAGAGUCUACCAAUUACAGUAUUCAGAUAGAUGUGGUGGCAGAAACACCCUCGGCACCCAUGGGCACGCUGUUCACGUCUAAUUCAAAUGGCACCUACUUCACACGCAAUAUUGACCACACAAACCGCAACGGCCUGGGAUUCGUCGAUUUUGAGAAAAUCGCGACUAUCCAAGGUAUCAUACUGGUGAAUACUGUCAAAAAUUGGGAAGAUGUUGAAAUGUCAGCUCUAGUGGAAAAGAAGAUUAUCAGCCAGAUUUCAUUUGACGAUGGGAGGACUUUUCAGCCACUAAAGGCUGGUAAACAUGACCUUCACCUUCAUUCGGUCACCCAUUUGUCUAACAGCGGUCGUGUGUUUUCAAGUCCGGCGCCCGGCUUGGUUAUGGGGGUUGGUAACACAGGUGGUCAUCUUAAGGAUUACUACGAUGGCGACUUGUACGUUUCUGACGACGCGGGAAUUACCUGGAGGAAAGCUCUAGAUGAAGCUCAUAAAUACGAAUUUGGAGACCAGGGCUCUGUGAUUGUUGCCGUAUUUGAUGAGGGAAGAACAGGCAAAAUUUCUUAUUCGCUUAACCAUGGCAAGGAUUGGAAAGAGGCCUCACUGCCCGAUGGUAUUAAAAUUCGUGCAAGAAUACUUACGACGAUGCCUGACUCCACAGGUUUGAAGUUCCUGCUAGUUGGGUCCUCUAAAAGAGACUCCGACGUGGAACAUUAUGUCAUCUCCAUUAGCUUUACGGAUAUGGAAGAACGAACUUGCGGGAAGGAUGACUUUGAAACAUGGCCAGCCAGAUUGAACGAGAAAAACGAGCCGGACUGCCUGAUGGGCCAUAAGCAAUUCUAUCAACGGAGGAAGGCGGAUGUUGAUUGUUUCAUUAAGAAGAAAUUCCAGGAACCAGUUCCUCAAUUUGAGCCUUGCAAAUGUACCGUGGAGGAUUUUGAGUGUGACUUCAACUUUAUCCGCAGUACCGAGGGCAAGAGUUGCGUUCCCGCCAGAAGCCUCCCGGUUCCUGAGGGUGCCUGCAAAAAGCCAAAUGAUAAGUACAUGGGCAGCUCUGGGUUUAGGCUGAUCCCCGGAAAUGCGUGUAUAAGGGAAGGCGGAGUGGAACUUGAUAAGCAAAUCGAACGUGUCUGCACAGAUACAUUGACGGUUCCUGUCAGUGGUGAGAUUGUUGUUCAGAAGACAUUUUUUACGGCAGACAAUUACAAAGGUUACUUUUAUCUUGAGCGUAAGGACAGCAGCAAAGGUGAUGAUGAAACAGUCAUCAUGAUCACUAGUGAGCUACAAAUUUAUAUUACCAGGGACCACGGCAAGAAUUGGAAGGAAAUUUUUCCUGGCGAAACCAUAACCCGAAUAGUCCCACACCAAUACUUUGAUGACGUUGCCUAUUUCUUGACAAACAGUGGGGAUGGCUGGUAUACUCUGGACCGUGGAGAAAAUUUUAGAAAGUUCAAGGCCCCCAUACCUCCCAAUCAAGACAAACUUCCGGUCUUAUCAUUCCAUCCCGAACGGAGAGAUUGGCUUAUAUGGACCGGCGCCGAGGAAUGCAAGACACGGGGACCCCAAUGCCACUCUGUUGCCUACUACUCUACGAACCACGGGAGCGAAUGGCACUUCCUCAUGCAAUAUGUUCGCAGAUGCGAGUUCAUAAAGAGAGAAGCUCGAGGCUCGAGCAACAAUCUUGUGUUUUGCGAACAGUUUGAGAAUGAAAAUCCUUUGAACCAUCAUCUGCAGCUCCUCUCAACUGAUGACUGGUUUUCUGAGAAAAAGGUCCACUAUAACAAUAUUUUGGACUUCGCUACCAUGCAAGAGUUUAUAAUCGUGGCAGUGCGAGGAGAGAAACCCGAAGAUUCCCUCAGUGUGGGCGUUAGUGUUGAUGGUGAGACUUUUGCAUACGCUGAUCUUCCAGCUAACGUUCAGAUUCCGGUCCAACGGGCGUAUACCGUACUAGAGAGCAGGACGCAUGCCGCCUUCCUCCAUGUUACCGUCAACAAUGUAGAGGACCACGAGUACGGAAGCAUCAUAAAGAGUAACAGCAACGGAACAUCCUACGUCCUUAGUUUGAGUGCGGUGAAUAGGAAUACUUAUGGAUACGCAGAUUUUGAAAAAAUGCAAGGCAUGGAGGGUGUUGCUAUGGCCAACGUUGUCGGCAAUGUGGCAGAUGUUGAAAAGGGAGCUGCGAAAAAAUAUCGAACCAUGAUUACGCAUAAUGAUGGAGCGGAAUGGGCACUACUAUCUCCCCCAAGCAAAGAUUCUGAAGGCCGCGACUAUAGUUGCUCAACAGAAGGAGGGAAACCUACUGAUAAAUGCGCGUUACACCUCCACAGCUACACCGAACGUGCAGAUCCCCGGGACACAUACUCAUCACCUUCUGCUAUAGGCGUCAUGCUAGGAACUGGAAAUGUAGGUGAAUAUUUAACUCUUAAAAGCGAUGCUGACACCUUCAUCACCCGAGAUGGCGGUAUAACUUGGCAGGAGGUGAGGAAAGACAGAUACCAAUGGGAAUUUGGCGACAGUGGAUCCAUUAUCGUAAUCGUGCCUGAGUCUCGCCCAACCAAAACUCUCCUUUAUUCUCUGGACGAAGGCAAGAGUUGGAAGGAAUUCCAAUUUACAGAGGUCGAGAUGCUGAUCCGUGAUAUCUCUACCGUACCCUCAGAUACCUCCCGAAAUUUCCUGCUCUGGGGCAAUGAAGUAGGCAAUGGAAAGAAGCCCGGUGUCGCCGCUGUCAACAUAGAUUUUUCGAACUUAAAAGAGAGACACAAGCAGUGUGUUUUGAACGAAGAGAAGCCAGAGGCUGAUGAUUAUUAUCUCUGGGAACCUAUGCAUCCUUUCCAACCUAACGGAUGCUUGUUUGGCCACAGAGCUAAAUACCACCGGAAGCGACCUGAUAGGGAUUGUUUUAUUGGUCGAGAACUUCAGCAUUUGGAUUCGAUUGGGGAUAUUUGCGAGUGUACACGGUCAGAUUACGAAUGUGAUUAUAACUAUGAGCCGCAAAUCGACGGCACUUGUGCCCCUGUCCCUGGGCUUAAACCCCUUGACCCAAAACUUAUCUGCACGGAGGAUCCAAAAGCCGUCGAAUGGUACGAACCAACCGGUUAUCGACGCAUACCUCUAACCAAGUGCGAGGGCGGCAAACAGCUUCACCACAUCAUUCCCCAUGCUUGUCCAAACAAGGAAGAAGAAUUCCUGAAGAAACACCCAGGCCUACGCGGCGUCGGCCUUUUCUUCGUCAUUAUGAGUCCCAUCGGCCUCGCAGCCGCCAUCGGGUAUUAUGUCUAUACUCGCUGGGACGGCAAAUUCGGUCGCAUUCGCCUGGGUGACACGGGCUCAGGAGGCUUCUUUGCCAGUGAUUCGCUCCUCAUAUCGAUACCCGUGGCGAUUGUGGCCGGUGUGGUCGCUGUUGCCACUGCGCUGCCUCUCCUGGCGUCCAGUCUCUGGCGCAGCGUGAGAGGGUAUGCACGUGUACCUGGCGGGAGCUCAUCGCAACGGGUGUAUUCAUCGAGGGCUGCAUUUGCGGCGCAGAGGGCAGACUAUGUGGGUGUUGUGGAUGAUGAGGAUGAAUUGCUUGGAGCGGAAGAUUUUGAUGAGGAGGAAAACGAUGAUAGAGGUCAAGUAUGA
Molecule: messenger RNA, 4491 nt
Organism: Paracoccidioides brasiliensis Pb18
Exons: 2
Coding region: 1-4491 (1496 amino acids)
Biological process (GO): Golgi to endosome transport; protein targeting to vacuole; Golgi to vacuole transport
Cellular component (GO): membrane; Golgi apparatus
Molecular function (GO): protein binding
Source: RefSeq, a predicted model, not a curated record